This is a messenger RNA of Meloidogyne enterolobii, 729 nucleotides long. Lineage: Eukaryota; Metazoa; Nematoda; Chromadorea; Rhabditida; Meloidogynidae. The record is from the annotation of a GenBank genome assembly.
AUGCAAUUUAGCCUUUAUCAACAAUUUUUAUUAAACAAAAAAGGAUCACAAAAAGCAAUAGAUGCCGAAUUGCGUAUUUCACUCUCAUUUUUGGACAGUCGAGUAAAACAACUAGAAACUCAAGCAGUAGAUUUAUUUAGAAAUUCUGGGCAAAAUAUUGGUGAAAUGAAAAGAAUGAUUUUAGGGUGUAUUGGAUCAAAUGCAAUGAGUUUUGAAAAUUAUUUUCUUGAAUCUUUAGAUAGUAAUUCUAUGUUAAAAAGUAUUUGUCUUUUAAUAAAAAAUAUGUGGAUAAUAAUUCAAAGAAUAAAUAAAUAUAAUUUAAAAACAGAAUAUUUUGGACAAAUAAUUAAAGAAAUAAAGAAAAUAAAAACAAAAAGAGAAUUUAAAGAAAAAAUAAUUUUUGAAGAUUUGUUGAAUUGGGAGGGGAAAGAAUGUGAGGAUAAAGAAGAACAAAAAAUAACAUUUUUGGAACAACGUGUACUUUUACAGAAUGAACACAAAAAUUUUUUUGAAAAUAAUAAAAUUAUUUUAUUAGAAAUUCCGGGAAUUAAAACUCGUUUAGAAGAAUUAAUUCCAAAUUUUAAAUUAAAAUAUUUUAUUAAAAAUAAUAUUUUUGAUAAUAAUUUUGAAUUAAAUGAACAUUUUUAUUCAAUAAUUUUUGGAAAAAAUAAAAAUAUUUUUUGCAAAAUAUUUUGGGAAUUAAAUAUUUUAUUUGUGGAAAAAAUAUAA